CUCGGGCAUUCUAGUCGCUUCGCUUUUGUUGCACUGAUCAGCAGCAGCCAACAUUUUCUCCCGACCCACUAAAUUGAAUUAUACUGCAAGAUGUGUCGUGCGAUUCGGUUGUUAACUCUCUUGGCCUGUUUCCUUGUGGCCAGUUUGAAUCCGAUUGAGCCAGCAGAUGAUCAGAUCUUCUUUCUCAACCUCGAUUCCAGCGAACAAUCGGCUUUGAUGGAAAUGAUCGUCGACGCAGCCGGUCGAGUUGCGGUACAGAGGAGUACAGCAGAAUCCUCGAUGAUGACCGAAAUCGAUAUGAAGAUCCCCGAGAUCGUCAUUCAACGCAUGCGGAACCCCGAUUUUGAUAGACAGAUGCUGGUCAGAUGGAUCGGCCGUCGAUGGAACCUACCGGACGGCGCAAUCGCCGACAUUGUGGCGACUGGAAGAGGAUGCUCCCCCCGUAUUUGCCUAUCGAUUUCAAGUCGUUCAACAAUGGAAGACAAUUGCUGCCCAUUAGGCUAAUACACACGACCGCUUUUUCUCUUUCCAUAACUCGGUACAACACGGACUCACUUAAUUUUGAAAACAAAAAAAAAAUCCCACUAUUAAGAUUACGAAACAGUCGUCAUAAUUAUCCUCUUAGAUGCCAUCCACAUAAUCAAUCCCAAGAACAAGUCGUAUAAAACGUGCGCCAAGACAACGGGUCACGAUAGCACUGUAGUUUGGUCUUUCUUUUCUGUUUAGUAUCAGGAAUACCUGGUAAUAAGUACACCAUUAAACUAUG
This is a messenger RNA of Daphnia pulex (common water flea), 766 nucleotides long. RefSeq lists its product as uncharacterized. The record is from RefSeq and is a predicted model, not a curated record. NCBI's taxonomy places the organism in Eukaryota, Metazoa, Arthropoda, Branchiopoda, Diplostraca, Daphniidae. The coding region runs from base 91 to 504 and encodes 137 amino acids. The transcript is spliced from 2 exons.